This is a messenger RNA of Alnus glutinosa, 2880 nucleotides long. RefSeq names its product protein JOKA2. The record is from RefSeq and is a predicted model, not a curated record. The transcript has 7 exons. Gene Ontology annotation, molecular function: zinc ion binding; protein binding. Bases 211 to 2640 code for a protein of 809 amino acids. Lineage: Eukaryota; Viridiplantae; Streptophyta; Magnoliopsida; Fagales; Betulaceae.
GUGCUAAAUAGCGGCUUACGGGAACGCUUGGAGCUCUCUCAGUGUAACCACAAAUACUCAUUUCUUUCUCCGAUUCUCUCUUAAUUAUCCGCGUAGACUUGCAACGGUUCUUGAAUUGUUCUUGAUUUUUCGAAUUUGGGUUAGGAAUUCGUGGAUUGCGAGGUAAUAGUUUCCCUUUGCGGCUAACCGGGACGCUGUUUCGGAGCUACUAUGGAGUUCGGGAAGGUGAUCAAGGUUAAAUUUGGAGAUACUCUUAGGCGCUUUAGUGCUCCUCUUGAUCCUCUAAAUGGAGGACUGGAUCUUGACAUGGCUGGAUUGAGGGCAAAGAUCCUCGGUCUCUUCAAUUUCCCUCCUGAUACUGAUUUUACCCUAACAUAUGUGGAUGAAGAUGGUGAUGUAGUAACACUUGUUGAUGAUGAGGAUAUGCGUGAUAUGAUGAGGCAGAGCCUGAAAUUCUUGAGGAUCGACGUACAAUUGAGCAACGACAAAGGUGGUAAAACAUAUGAUGGUUCAAGUGGAAGUUCUACCCCAUUAAGAUCUCCUCAAGUCCAACGGACAUUUCCAAUUAAGACUGGUUCUGUUAAAGUUAUAAAGUCUCUGCCGCAGGCACUACGUGAACAACUUUCUCCUGAAGUCCAGCAUCCAUUUCCAAAUAUUAAAGCUGGUGGUGUUGAAGUUUUGCCAGUGCCACAGCUGCUGCGUGAACCACUUUCGAAGCUUUGCCUUGACAUGGCUUCUAAAGCUGCCUCCAGUCCAGUGCCUGCUGAGCUGCUUGACUUUUUCUUGAAGAUAGGACAGUCCUACCUGAAUGUGGAUUCCCACACUCAUACUGGUGCAGAAUCUUCAUGCACACAGGAUGUGGCUGGUGGUUCAAAUGAUACAAAGGAUGGUGUCGUGGAAGAAGUUAUGCCGAAGUCUGUAUCUGUUGACUCAGCAUCCAAAAACAUUUGUGAUGUGAACACUGGAAACGUGACAAUGGGUGUGGGGGCACCAGUGACCCCUCUUCCUGCUUCUGUUGAUUUGAAUCUCCCUCCCAGUGAUUCUAAUCCAUCAGGUGUCAGAAUUGUGAAGUCUGCACCAGUUGCAUCAAAUGUUCCUGCUGGAGACCACUGGAAAGUCACUAAGCACAGCCACGGUCUCAAGUCUUUUGGUUGUGAUGUCUCGGCAAGUUCGUCUGAUCCUACAAGGCCUAGCCAGACUACUAAUACAAGUGGUAAUAUUCCUAUGAGUCUGUGUCCAUUUACUGGAUUACCCAUGGUACAUGCCUCUGCAAUGCCUUUUGCUAACCAUCCAUUUAAAAGGAGCCAUAGUCACACUGCGUCGAUGGGCGGUAUGUUCCACAAGGGUAUACAAUGUGAUGGCUGUGGGGUUCAUCCCAUAAUUGGACCUCGGUUCAAGUCCAAAGUCAAAGAAGAUUUUGACCUUUGCAGUAUUUGCUUCUCAGAAAUGGGUAAUGAGACUGAUUACACUAGAAUGGACCGCCCUGUGUCUUUUCGGCAUGCACGGUCAUUCAAGGGAUUACAUGAGCAAGCGAAUGCUCCUUGGGCUGGUGCCCCUGUAUUGCCACAUGAUCUGUAUAGAGGUUGUGGAACUAAGCUUGGUCGUCCUAGGCUAGAUAGUCGCUUCAUUCAAGAUGUCAAUGUGAUCGAUGGUACUGUGAUGGCCCCAUCUACACCAUUUACUAAGAUUUGGCGGAUGCGUAAUAAUGGAAGUUUAAUAUGGCCAAGAGGAACACAACUUGUCUGGAUUGGAGGAGACCGAUAUAGUGAUGUACCUUCAGUUGAGUUAGAGAUUCCUGCAAAUGGUGUGCCCAUGGAUCAGGAGCUUGACAUUGCAGUUGACUUCACUGCACCUGCAUCUCCUGGUCGAUACAUGUCAUACUGGAGGAUGGCUUCACAAUCCGGUCAAAAGUUUGGGCAGCGUGUUUGGGUUCUUAUCCAGGUUGAUGCUUCCUUGACGGACUCACUUUGUGAUAGCCUUGAAGGUUUGAACUUGAAUCUUCCCCCUGUCGGGUCUAAAGGCCCUGAAAUUACAGGUGUGAAUGUUCAGCCUGCUAUAGAUGGUGAACUUCUCCAGCCUUGCAACUCGAACAUAGCCACAGAACCAAUAGAACCAGUUGUUGACGAGCAGCCUAAAAAGGACCAUGAUCUGAAUUUUCCGAUAAAUGAUGCUUUACUGGUUGGCCAUGGCAUCUCUUCAUCUGCAACACCAGAGGCUGUGUCGUACCCCAUUGUUGAUUUCUCCGAGGUUGUUCUUGCAGUGCCCAACCAGGCACCAUCAAAUGCCACCGGAGCAGCUAGCCAUGAACAAUCCCCCACUCCUAGAGCACCGACCCUGGUGCCAUCCAAAGUUGUGGUUGCUUCAACAUCAGAUCAAGGAGUUGAGGAGACCCUCCUUAAGGAACUCGAGGAGAUGGGUUUCAAACAGGUUGAUCUGAACAAGGAAAUCCUGAGGAUAAACGAGUACAAUUUGGAGCAGUCUGUAGAUCAUCUCUGCGGUGUUUCUGAGUGGGAUCCAAUCCUUGAAGAGUUGCAGGAGAUGGGUUUUCAUGAUAAUUAUAGAAACAAGAGGCUGCUGAUGAAGAACAACGGGAGUAUCAAGCGUGUUGUCAUGGAUCUUAUCAGUGGGGAGAAGGCUUAGUUGAAGGCUCUGUUUCUAAUAGUAUAUAUAACUGGCUGAAAGUGUGAUGUUAAUACUAUAAAUAAAUACGCUGCUAGUAUUAACUUUUUUGUUGCAUUUUAGGAAAGGAUGGUUUCCUUUUCAAGGGGGGAACCAUCCUUCCUGGUGCGUGUUUCCGUAUAUCAGUUUGUAGUCUUCUAUGUAUAUGACCGUUGUGUACCUCAAUAUAGUAUGUUAAGUCACUUGGGACCCUUAUUUUUA